GGACCUAACAUCAUUGAGACUAAGUCAAAAGGCAUUUCCAUUGCAAACGCUCUGAGUACCACUGAAAGCAUGACUGUGGACAAAAUCGAAGCACGAAUAGACGACACGGACCAAGAAGUUGGACUACUACAACUAAACGAUUUACCAUCGACUGAGCAAGAGGAGAAGCACUUGGAUGAACAACCGAACGAAAAUCUAACGGCAAACAUACCGACGAUAUCGACUGCUUUAGAGCAGACUGGAACUAUAAAUAAUUCUACCAAAGAAGACUCUAAAGAAACCGACUUAAAACGACAAUCAAAGUUUGAAGCGGACGAACAAGACGCUAUUUUAGCAACUUAUACGGAGGGGACUACUACGUAUGCGAAUUCCGAAAGAGACCUUACCCGAUUCGACGGAGACUUGACUUCCAAAAUAGAUAACAAAAUUAGUGAAUUGAAUUCGGAUUCAAAUUCGAAAGACGUUAUUACAAAUUCUACAACUAAUGAAGAAACAACACGUUCGAAUAUAACACUGAUAAAACAGGGACCAACAGACAGCAACGAUACUCAAGAUACUGCGGAAAUUACUUAUAUGGACCUAACAACAGAUACACACGGAAAUCAUGCAGACGACAAUUUGACACUUAACGACAACAAAAGAACUACUUUUGAAGCAACGCUACUUUUCAAAAUCUUAGACCAAGAACUGAAAACCAAAGAAGAGACUAUUUCCCGCACAAACCAGACGGAAACACUCACAAAACCAAAUCAAACUGACGAAUGUUUAGAGGCUAAGUCACUUUCUUCGAACAGAAACUUCAACACAAUUGAAAACCGACAAUCUACAACAAAUAUUAACCAAUUUACAGAACUAGAAUUAAACGAAGAACCGAAACGUUUAGAGCGACGUGGACCUGAUGCUAACAGAAAGUUAAUUGUCGUUAAAGUACCGAACUGGCAUAAUGAGACCAAAAGCAGAUUUCACGCAAAGCCAACUAAGAGUGCAAGCUUGAAGAAAUCAACUACAGUUACACCAUUAGCAAAUCUGAACACACGCCCGACUUCGCGACAAUUUGAACUCAGACAAUAUCAAACGCAACCGACAUUUUACACGCGCCCACAGAAGGUGGUAGUAAAUGGACCCAGCGCAGACCAAUACGAAAUUGAAAUAAACAUCCGACAAACGAACAAACAAUCAUCCUCAGCACUGCCCAUAACUGCCUCCACGAAUUCUUACACAAACUACUAUACAUCGUACAAACCCUUCGGCUUUGACAGAUAUUCACCCAGUUAUGUGGGCACGUACCGCUCGAGCACAAUACCGCCACACCCUUUUUACCCAAAUACACCCGCUGCAUCGUUGAAUGUUGUACAAACUCGACGUACUAAACCACCGACUGUCAUUUACAUUAACGAACACGAAGACCGUUAUACAACUACCACACGCACGCCUGGAAUUUUUCAAAAUUUCAUAACAUUUGCCUCUAGUGAUUUCGGAAACAGUAACAAGCCAAAACAACCGAGUCCGCAUAGCACGUCAGUACAAAAGGAACGCCCAUCUUAUGGAGCUGUUGUAUCGAGC
This is a messenger RNA of Rhagoletis pomonella (apple maggot), 1563 nucleotides long. Its product is annotated as cell wall protein IFF6-like. The transcript has a single exon. The record is from RefSeq and is a predicted model, not a curated record. Lineage: Eukaryota; Metazoa; Arthropoda; Insecta; Diptera; Tephritidae. The annotation marks the transcript as partial.